Messenger RNA from Ochlerotatus camptorhynchus, 1799 nucleotides. RefSeq names its product organic cation transporter protein. Gene Ontology annotation, molecular function: transmembrane transporter activity. The record is from RefSeq and is a predicted model, not a curated record. Bases 27 to 1799 code for a protein of 590 amino acids. Gene Ontology annotation, cellular component: membrane. Gene Ontology annotation, biological process: transmembrane transport. The transcript is spliced from 5 exons. Lineage: Eukaryota; Metazoa; Arthropoda; Insecta; Diptera; Culicidae.
CAAACACCGCUUUUUUGCUCGGAGCAAUGAGCGGAGACGAGUCGAAAAAGGAUGUCUCACAGGUGGAGAAUGGGACCGUGCAGCAGCAGCAAAAUGGGGUGGCAAAGAUGCACAUGCAGUCGGUGCCGGGGGACCUGAAGCAGAUCGUGCUCGAUGGACUGGAGAAGAAGGGCGACCGAGGUGUCUGGUUGUGGGUUCUCUUCAUCCUCUGCCUGACGCCGAACAUCCUCAAUGGCUUCCACGUGUCGUCGUACGUCUUCCUGGGCCAGAUGCCAGACAACUACUACUGUGUCGUGCCGGAUCUGCUGCAGCGAGGAUGGACCCAUGACGAAAUCCGGAACAUUUCCACCGUUGGUGGCGUCGCAACGAAUGGCACGUGCUCGAUUCUCAACUGGGAUUACGACCGGCUGGCGGAGAUGGACUAUCAGGAUGCGCUGGCGUACGUCGGCGGUAAACCUCAACCCGGCGAGGUGUCCUGCUUGGGUACAGCCGGUUUCCAAAUGCACUAUCAACAGGAACCGGGGGCUUCGAUCGUUCCCGAGUGGGAUCUGAUUUGCGAGCGGACAGCCCUGCGGUCGACCGUUCAAGUGGCACUAUCGGUGGGGAAAUUCUUCGGAGCUUCAACGUUCGGAAUCCUGUCGGAUAAGUACGGCCGCAAGAGCAGCUUCACCAUAGCUGCUCUGCUCUAUGUGGUGGCCAGUUUGUUGACCACGUUCUCGCCGGUAUAUAUUCUUCUGCUGCUGGGACGAAUUGGAUUGGGGGCGUCUGCCUCCGGGGUGUUCUAUCCGGCCUUCGCAAUGCUAACGGAAAACAUCGGAACGCGGCAUCGAUCGUGGAUGAGCAUUGCGUUCAACUUCUCCUACCCGAUCGGUACGCUGAUUCUGGCACUGGCCGCUUACUACCUUCAUUCGUGGCGGGACCUAUCGCUGGCUCUGACGAUUCCGUCUUUCUUUCUGGCCAUUCAUCUCUACUUCCUGGUGGAAUCACCCCGUUGGCUUCUGAGUAAAGGCCGGGAACGUCGCGCCUAUCGGAUGGUAUUCGGCCGACGGGCCCCCGAGGAGCUUUGUAACAGCGAGAAGGAACUUAGCCCGGAAGAGCUGGCCGCAGCCGUUGCCAAGGACAUUGAACCACCGAAGGUAUCCUUGCUCGUACGGUUCAAGCAAUCAUUCAGCGAGUUUGGAAAACUCUACGGAACGGCUGCUAUCUGCCGACGGGCACUGAUCUGCCACUUUGUGUGGUGUGUCACUUCGCUCUGCUAUUACGUGACCGCUCUCAACGCCGACAACUUUGCGGCCAAUCGGAAUGUCUACGUGGCCACCACCGGUUCGGUAGACAUUCUGGCGUACAUUAUCUCGAUGAUCGUGCUCGCAUACUACGGCCGCAGGAGUACAUCGUUCUGCUUCUUCAUGUACGCGGGAAUCUGUCUGCUGGCAAUGCUCGGAAUAUCCAAAGAAAACACAACCCUUCUGGUUACGCUGGCCAUGCUGGGUCGCCUAGGCAUUACGGCCGUGUAUGCCGUACUCACGCUCCACACGGCGGAGCUAUUCCCUACGGAAAUCCGAAAUACAGCCCUCGGAAUCUGCUCGACAAUGGCGCACGUCGGAUCGAUUGCUGCUCCCUACAUCGUGGACCUGCUUGGCCAACUAGCCUGGUGGAUUCCAACGACGAUCUGCGGCAUCACGAUUCUCCUCGCCGGCAUCCUCACCCUUCUGCAUCCGGAAACGAAAGACGCGGCCCUCAAAGAUCACGUCAAACAGGAAGCGGACCUAACCGACGACCGGGAACCGAUGAAGCAGUAG